AUGGCAUAUGUGACACAAAUUACUGAAUUAACUUACAGUAGUGCUACAUUAUCAGUUCAGUUACAAGGAACUUCAAGAGGUUCAACGGAUAAGGGCUUGGUGAAGAAUAUUUUACUUGAUCAGACCUUUUUUGAUACACCACUUGAAGCUGUCAGUUUGUUCUUAAUAGGUGUGAACUUGAGAACUAUUCUUCCGUCCGUGUCACUUUCGACGACAUAUUCAACGCUAUAUUUGACCAACGCUAACCUUACUGAAGUUUCGGAACAGCUGAGUACUUUUUCGUCAAUUACCAAGCUGGAUAUGUCUAUGAAUUACAUCGCGGAGCUGCCUGACAAUACUAGCAACAUCUGGACGGGUUUGAGCACUAUUGUGGAUCUAAACUUUGCAGAAAAUACGCUCACAGACUUUCCUGCUGUACUAAAUAACCUCCAGACACUUAACCUUACAGGAAAUCUCUACACAACUAUUCCGGACAAUAUCUUUACCAUGAUGGAAUCAGGAGUACUUAAAUACCUAUACAUGACUAGGUGCAACCUAACAAAUGUACAAGUGUCGGCCACGCAACUAGCGUUGCUACAGAACCUGGCAGUUUUUGAUGCGGAUGUGACGAUCACGGAUUGUGGUGCAGGCUACUCAGCCACGCCGCUAAGUAACGGUGAUACGCAGGUAUGCACAGUGUCGACCUCGUCGUCUGGUGGUGGAGAUAGCAGUCAUACACUGCCCAUUGUGCUGGGUGUGGGUUGCGGUAUUUUAGUGCUAGCUAUCAUUGGUUUUCUGUGGUACCGCAAGAAAUAUGGUGGAAAGUUUGUGACAAAGAGCGGAUCGACGAUCUUUGGCACGGAUAUGGGCUCGAGUCUUACGGACGGUGACACGACGUUUGGCUCGUCGAUUUGGGACGACCCGGAUUUGCUUGCAGCACGGAUCGAGCACCGCGAUGUGGAAGCUGUAAAGUUGCUCUCCCGUGGCGGAUUUGGUGAAGUCUGGCUAGGUCUGUACAUGAACGAAAAUGUCGCCAUCAAGCGGCUGCUGAGUGACAAGAAAACAAUGCAGGAUGCGCUGGCGUUUGCAACAGAAAUCAAAGUAAUGGUGCGUUUGGAGCACCCUAAGGUCGUUCACUUUAUCGGUGUGUCAUGGGCCAACGCACUGACUAUUCAGGCCGUGACCGAAUUCAUGGACUGCGGCGACCUUAAGUCGCUGUUGGACUCGAGUCGUGCUAGCUCGUUGACGUGGGCUAACCUGAAGUGUCAAAUUGCCAUUGAUAUUGCCGAUGCUUUGGUAUACUUGCACACGCUGAAUCCGAAGCUCAUCCACCGCGACUUGAAGUCUCGAAACGUGCUGAUUGACGCACACAGUGGCGCUAAGCUGAGUGAUUUUGGUAUUUCGCGUAACCGCAGCUUCGAUGAGACUAUGACUGCUGGUGUGGGCACGGCUCGCUGGAUCGCCCCUGAGGUCAUUUUGGGUGGACAUUACACGGAAUUUGCGGAUAUUUACUCAUUCGGUGUGGUGCUGUCUGAGUUGGACACGUGCAAGGCUCCCUUUCACGACGCUACCAAUACUAACGGCGGUAAGAUGCAGGAUGUAACCAUCCUACAGCUCGUGUCAGCUGGCAAGCUGCAGCCGAGCUUCAAUGAGUCUUGUCCGAUUUCUAUUGUGAAGUUGGGACGCGCGUGUCUGUCAUUCGACCCGGUGCAGCGUCCAAGCGCCAUCCACAUUUCCUAUGAGCUGCGCAAGAUUAUGAAGGACGAGCUUUAG
This is a messenger RNA of Peronospora belbahrii, 1752 nucleotides long. The record is from the annotation of a GenBank genome assembly. Lineage: Eukaryota; Oomycota; Peronosporomycetes; Peronosporales; Peronosporaceae.